Molecule: messenger RNA, 852 nt
Organism: Entamoeba nuttalli P19
Lineage: Eukaryota; Evosea; Mastigamoebida; Endamoebidae
Exons: 2
Coding region: 1-852 (283 amino acids)
Source: RefSeq, a predicted model, not a curated record
AUGAGCAUAGAACAUAGGGAAAUUGACACUUUAAAUAAUAAUACCAAUGAUGAAACAAAUGAUGGAUAUGAAAAUGAAAAACCUACAAAACGUUCUUUUAUUAUUAAAGCAAAUUCAAUAACAGGAAAACCAACAAAAAACCUUGAAUUCAAUAAUGUUGACUUGUCUCAAUCACGAAUUAGUGAUGUAAAAAAAGCAAUUCAAAGAGUCCAUUCUCUUCAUCCAAAAAUUUCUUACAUUGAAAUUAGAAAAGAAGAUGACCCAAAUCAAACUCCUAUUAAUGACAAUACUUAUUUAUAUACUCUUGGAGAUUUUGAAUAUCUUUAUGCUACAUUUACAACUCCUUUAAGCAUUAAUGAAAAGUUGAAAAAUUAUUAUAAUAACUAUUUAAAAGAUAAGUUGAAAUUUAUUAAUAAAUACUUCAUCAAUUAUACUGUAUUUGGAUUAACACUUCUUUGGUUUAUAGUUGCAACUAGUAAUUUUAGAAAGGUUCUAUUUGGAAUAUUAUUUUUAUUACAUUAUUUAUGCUUAAAAAAAAUUAUUACAAUUCAUUUCACUUUUGACCGUCAACACAGCUCUAGAAUGAAACCUUUACUUACUUUCUUUUUAUCAUUAUAUCCUUAUUGGAACCCUUAUGACCCUCAACACAAUACUAUUAUUGAUGAAACAGAGACUAAUAAAACAGAACAACAAAACCAUCAAGAAAUUGAUCCUAAUGUUCAUAUUAUAAAUGAUAAUAAUGAAAAUGAAAUUAAUGACAUGAAUAAUAAUUUUAUACCUGAAAAUGAAAAUAAUGAAAAUAUUAAUCAAGAACAAGAAGAGACUGAUGAUCUGCUUGUAGCUCAAAAUUAA